AAAGGCUCCGCCGACCCUCCGAAGCUCUCUGAAAGAACGACCUUCGACGUAGACUGACUACAACGAACACAUCAUGUCUCAACCAGAUCCCCUCAGUUGGACUCUCUUGUUCAAGAAGCACAGAACCACUGUCCUUCUAAUGCUUCCUCCUUCCGAAACGGUCGCUGCUGCUAAAAGUGCGCUGCUCAAAGCCCUUCAAGCUCGCGAACUGAGAGACAUAAAUGGCGAUGUCGUUCCAGCGGAUGCCUCUGAGAUUGAGCUUGGAGUCCCAGUGGACAAGAAUGACCUAGAGAAAGGCUGGAUAAAGCUUGAGGUUGAGGUUGCCGACUUCGAUGUUGCUGAUACGCCCAAACGAGGAACCGGCAAGAAUGCAGCCGGCUCCUUGACCCUACUAGCUGCAGAUAUUAAGAAUGGCCAGUCGCUUGCCUUCAGAUUUCGGAAGCCUGCGACCGAGGAGCCCGAGAAGAGUGAUGAGUUGGCGGAUUUAGACCUGGAAGACCCCGGCUGGGAUGUUGUCCUGCCUGCCUUUGAGGACGAUGAAGAGGAUCGAAAUUGAGCGUGAUUUUUCCAAAACGUCAGUAAAGGCCUACACAAAGAUCGUCUAUUGGUCGCAUGCGGAACCCAGCAUUGACAUGCCAGUCAUGAUCAGAAUGGAUUACUGGCCACUUGUGAACCUAGAGUUCCUUUGAUAUUGGGCUAACGAAUAACGACCUGAAUAUGCAUCUACCCUCUCUGAGAUGCGACACAACAAGUCAGAUACGUUUUAUGAAUCCUUUGAACGACUCUGGCGCAUGGCUCAUUCUGAUGGAUAACGAAAGACCUGUGACGUUUCGUGGUAGGCUCAUCUUAGGCCUGACAUGUUCUCUUCUGAUUUCAUGACCACUCGUUUCAUGCGGUACGUCAUAAUAUUAUUCGAUCUG
Messenger RNA from Aspergillus saccharolyticus JOP 1030-1, 920 nucleotides. RefSeq lists its product as uncharacterized. The transcript is spliced from 2 exons. Lineage: Eukaryota; Fungi; Ascomycota; Eurotiomycetes; Eurotiales; Aspergillaceae. Bases 74 to 556 code for a protein of 160 amino acids. The record is from RefSeq and is a predicted model, not a curated record.